Molecule: messenger RNA, 1376 nt
Organism: Esox lucius (northern pike)
Lineage: Eukaryota; Metazoa; Chordata; Actinopteri; Esociformes; Esocidae
Gene: mat2ab
Product: methionine adenosyltransferase II, alpha b
Exons: 8
Coding region: 1-1188 (395 amino acids)
Biological process (GO): S-adenosylmethionine biosynthetic process
Cellular component (GO): cytosol; methionine adenosyltransferase complex
Molecular function (GO): ATP binding; methionine adenosyltransferase activity
Source: RefSeq, a predicted model, not a curated record
AUGAACGGACAGAUGAACGGUUUUCAUAACUCCCUUAUUGAUGAGGACUGUUUCCUAUUUACGUCAGAGUCCGUUGGAGAAGGACACCCUGAUAAGAUUUGCGACCAAAUUAGUGAUGCAGUGCUUGACGCACAUCUCAAGCAAGACCCUGAUGCCAAAGUUGCUUGCGAGACCGUUGCUAAGACUGGUAUGAUCCUGCUGGCAGGUGAGGUGACGUCGCAUGCUUCAGUCGACUAUCAGAAGGUGGUUCGUGACACAAUCCGCCACAUCGGAUAUGAUGAUUCCUCCAAAGGUUUUGACUAUAAGACCUGCAAUGUCCUAGUGGCACUAGAACAGCAGUCUCCUGACAUUGCCCAGGGUGUCCACAUUGACCGCAAUGAAGAAGAUGUAGGGGCUGGGGACCAGGGCCUGAUGUUUGGCUAUGCCACUGAUGAGACGGAAGAGUGCAUGCCCCUUACUAUUAUGCUCGCUCACAAGCUCAAUGCUAAGAUGGCUGAACUUCGUCGCAAUGGCACCCUGCCCUGGCUCCGGCCCGACUCUAAGACCCAGGUGACCGUUCAAUACCGCCAGGACCGUGGCGCCAUGCUGCCGGUGCGUGUCCACACCAUAGUGGUCUCCGUACAGCAUGACGAGGAUAUCUGUCUGGAUGAGAUGCGUGACGCUCUGAAGGAGAAGGUCGUCAAGGCUGUGGUGCCCUGCAUUUACCUGGAUGAUGACACUAUCUACCAUAUGCAGCCCAGUGGGCGUUUUGUCAUUGGCGGUCCACAGGGUGACGCCGGCCUGACUGGCCGUAAGAUCAUUGUUGACACUUAUGGAGGAUGGGGUGCCCACGGGGGAGGAGCCUUCUCAGGGAAGGACUACACCAAGGUGGACCGAUCUGCUGCCUACGCUGCCCGCUGGGUGGCCAAGUCUCUGGUCAAGGCUGAGCUUUGCAAGAGGGUCCUGGUUCAGGUUGCCUAUGCCAUUGGAGUGGCUCACCCCCUCUCAAUCUCCAUUUUCCACUAUGGCACAUCCCAGAAGAGUGAGAGGGAGCUGCUGGACAUAGUCAAGAAAAACUUUGACCUUCGUCCAGGUGUCAUUGUCAGGGAGCUGGAGCUGAAGAAGCCCAUGUAUCAGAGGACUGCUGCCUAUGGGCACUUUGGCCGAGACUCAUUCCCAUGGGAGAUGCCCAAAAAACUGAAAUACUAAACCUGUGAAGCUUUUUCCCCCCAGGCCUGUUGGUGUAUACUACAGAGAAGCCUACACGGUCUCAUGGGGUGAAAGGCCCUUAUAACCUAAAUGACGUAUUAACAACUCUACCUAGCCUUCCAACACCCACCCAUUUCAUAUUGCCUUUCCGGUCACUUAGUCUUUUUGCUGUUAUUAGCUUGACUUUU